ACAUACUUUCUUUAUGAAUAAUCAUUAUAUCUAAAUAAUUACUAAUAUAUUUUAACAGUUAAAUUAGUUAAUAAUUAUUUCAUAUAUUUGUGACAUAGUGUCUGGACAUGACUAGCUGAAUUCGUUCAGAAACAGACUUAAUAAGGGUCCUACUAAACACUGCUAAGGACUGCUAAGGAACCACAAAGGACUACUAGGGAGGCACAAAGGACUUUAAAAUACCUCCUAUGGCAUUCUUAUAAUAUAUGAAGUGACAUGGCAUAGUCUUAGAGAGAUAACAUCAUGUCGUCGGAGGAUUGGAAAGGCAGCACUGCUAGAUGCCUACAGAAUGGUAUCUUCAAAAGUUACACAGCUGGUCUAUACACUGAUGUUGAACUUCAAGUGGAAAAGAAAACUUUCAAAUGUCACAAAGUGAUUUUAUCAGCAUUCUCUGAUUAUUUUCACGCCAUGUUUUCAAGUGGUAUGCAGGAGUGUCAGAACAAUGUUGUCUGUAUAAAAGACAUAAGUUCACUUAUCUUUGAAAAUGUCCUGUCUUUCGCAUAUUCAGGGGAAGAUUGUGUAACGAUAGAUAAUGCGGAGGAUUUACUACGAGCAUCGGUACUGUUACAAAUACAAUGUUUGCAAGAACGAUGUGAAAGUUUCCUGUUAGAACAGACAACUGCGGAAAAUUGUAUCGGAAUAUGGCGACUUGCCCAGAGUCUAAGCUGCGAACAGCUUAAAGAGACAUCCUGGGAGUUUAUACUUAAAGAAUUUGAAGUAAUUUCGCAACUUGAUGAAUUCCUUGCGCUGGAAAAAGACGAACUCAUAUCGAUAAUUUCAAAUGACAGUUUGACGGUGUCUAACGAAGAGAUUGUAUGUGAUGCAUUAUUUCGAUGGCUAGAGAAAGAUGAAGACAGGAUCUCGUACCUUGCCGACGUGUUUGAUCAACUUCGUCUACAGCAAGUCAGUCUUCAGUAUCUACUAGAGAAGGUGGACUUUAACCCGGCUGUAAGAAACAAUUCUACAUGUACUGGUCUGGUGAAGCAAGCACUCGACUAUCAUCUUUAUCCUGAAAGGAGGGAACUGUAUAAUAUACCACUUCGAUCUGGAACCAAAAUGGAGGUUAUUGUGUUGAUAGGCAAAACUCCACAAGGACGUGAGCAGAAACUAAUUGAGGUUUACUGUUACAGUCCGAUGGAGAGAAAGUGGUACACGAUGCCGACCCUGCCGAGUAACAUAGGUCGAUACUUCUCAUGUUGCGUGUAUGGUGACUAUAUAUAUGUAUCUGGCGGUACUGAACGACCCAUUGCCUGUUUGAAGCUGCAUAUAGGACGACGUGACUGGAUUCAUUGCAGAUCUAUGAACUUCGGGCGACUUCGGCACGCUAUGGUAGCUGAGAGAAAUGCUGUGUAUGUUGUUGGAGGUUUCGAUCCCAUAACUGACGUUACCUAUCACAGUAUUGAGAAGUACGAUAUAGCUCAGGAGACAUGGAAGGAGGUAGGGGAACUCACUUGUGCUGUUGAUGCUCUUUCCGCAGCUGCGUAUAAAGGUAAAAUAUUUGUGUUCGGAGGUUGGUUAAAAGAUUGUGAUCAUGCUGCCUGCGUGCAAUGUUUCGAUACAACAACAAACGAGUGUACAAUCAUAGACUGUCUACCUGAACCUGCGAAAUUUUCACGAUGUGUACAGGAUAUUGACGGUAAUGUUUAUAUAAUGUACCCAACAGGGGAGGUAAUCAGAUAUAACACUGAUACUAAAGAAGCCGAAAGAUAUGCAAAAAUAUCAGGGUUUAAACGCUACAACUUUGGACUUACCCUCUUUCAUAAUAAACUUUUUGCUUUCGGUGGUGAAAGUGAUGAUCCAACAGUAGAGGAAGGGACCGAACUCUGCAGGAACUUAUUUGAGCUUGAUUUGUCAUCAAGAACGUCGAAGAUGUACUCAGAUCUGAUGCCAAAUCCUUUUGAAUCAUAUGGCUCAGUUAGAGUUGUAGUUAACAGGGAUUUUUUGAUAGCGUACAAGAAAGAAAAUGGACCAAAACAAUAAACUGAAAAGAAAGAAAGACAUAUUUUUGUUUGAAAGCAUAUCCAUAAUGCAAUUCAAUAUUCAAUGUUGUGUGGAUCAUUUUGUAUUAAAGCUUCUUUUAGAACCUUGCAUAUAACAUUAUCAAGGCAUUGAAGACCUACAUGUAUAAUAAUAAUAAUAUCUUUAUUUAGAAAAGGUAACACAUUAAGAAUAUACAACAGCAUACCAUAUAUAUGUUAUUUCAAAUGUAUAAUAAUUGCAAGUAAUCAGAAUGAUGGUACUAUGAACCAAUGUAAAAUUUACCAUGAAAGCAAUAUUUUGAAUGUGGUAAACUUUAUUUUCAAAACUUUGACCCCAAAAAAAAAGAGAUACAGAAUGUCCAACAAAUAUUGCUUGUGUGUUUUUUUAUAAGAGAAAUUUUGUAUUUAUUUACUUGCCUAGAUAAAACAGACUUUUAUUCACGAGUCAGUUGUAACCUAGAGUGAAUUGUUGGGACUUUGACCUUUAGGAUUUUAAACAACCACCCUGCAGAGAUAGUUGGGAGUAAAAUCCAAAGUAAUUGCACUGCACUUAGAAGGAUGGUGUUACAGGGAUAACUAUAGACUAACUUGUGCAUUAAAAACAUGUGUGUUCCUUUGGUAGAAAGUGAUUAGAUCAUAUUCUUUACAGGCCCAUUAUGCCUCAGGAGUUCUAUCAUUUUUAUUUCUCAAAAACUGUUAACAUUUGGUAUCUUGUUACAGUUUCCAAAAACAUACUUUAUUCCUACAUAUGAUUAUAUAAAUAAAUUUUUGCAUCUUUAGUUCUGUUCGCAUUUGGAACUAGUAUUUUGUAUGGAAGUCAAAAUACUACAUGUACUUUGUUUACAUUUUAUUACCUUUACUGCGCCUUUUUUAUGCCCCCGCCAUGUAAUGGCCGGGGCAUAUAGUGUUACCCUGUUCCGUCCUUCCGUCCUUCCAUCAUUCUGUCAUUCCGUCAUCAUCAGUUUCCGUUCAUUAUCUUAAGAACGGUUGCACACAUUCAACUCAAACUUGACAUAUGAAUAUGUCAUGACAAAAUACAGGUCAAGUUCGAAUUUGGUCAUGGUUCAAUGAUUUUUGGCAGAGUUAUGCCCCUUUUACUUUGAAAAUAAUAUGAAAUUUCAGUUUCCGUUCAUUAUCUCCCCAACCGUACAACACAUUCAACUCAAACUUGACAUAUGGAUAUGUCAUUAGAAAAUACAGGCCAUGUUCGAAUUUGGUCAUGGUUCGAUGAUUUUUGGCAGAGUUAUGCCCCUUUUACUUUGAAAAUAAUGUGAAUUUUCAGUUUCCGUUCACUAUCUCCCCAACGGUACAACACAUUCAACUCAAACUUGACAUAUGGAUAUGUCAUGACAAAAUACAGGUCAAGUUCGAAUUUGGUCAUGGUUCGAUGAUUUUUGGCAGAGUUAUGCCCCUUUUACUUUGAAAAUAAUAUGAAAUUUUCAGUUUCCGUUUAUUAUCUCCCCAACGGUACAACACAUUCAACUCAAACUUGACAUAUGGAUAUGUCAUUAGAAAAUACAGGCCAAGUUCAAAUUUUGUCAUGGUUAGAUGAUUUUUGGCAGAGUUAUGCCCCUUUUACUUUGAAAAUAAUGUGAAAUUUUCAGUUUCCGUUCAUUAUCUCCCCAACAGUACAACACAUUCAACUCAAACUUGACAUAUGGAUGCGUCAAAAGAAUGCGCAGGUCAUGUUCAAAUUUGGUCAUGGUUCAAUGAUUUUUGGCAGAGUUAUGCCCCUUUCACUUUGAAAGUAAUAUGAAAUUUACAGUUUCUGUUCAUUAUCUACCCAACAGUGUUACGUAUUCAACUUAAAUUUGACUUAUGGAUAUGUCAAAGGGAUGGGCAGGUCAAGUUGAAAUUUGGUCAUGGUUUGAUGAUUUUUUUUGCAGAGUUAUGUCCCUUUCACUUUGAAAAUAAUAUAGAUACAUCUUAGGAAUAAGCAGUUUAAGUAUGAAUUUGGUUGUGGUUCAAUGAUUUUAGACAAACUUAUCUUUCCUGAAUGUUGGAAAAAUUUUGUACCUUCAGUUUCAGCACUCAUACUUUUAGCCAUUAUUUUGGCUACAAAUAUGAAAUAUGUUAUUUUUAAAAGGUUAAGACUGAAUAAUUUCAGUGUCUUGAACAUUGUAUGAAAAUGGUUUGUGUUAACAUUUUAAAGUUUUAAGGGCUUUGAACUUAAAAUGAAAAAAAUAAUUAAUGCACCAUCUGAAAUUUUGGCUGCAUGCGGGGGCAUCCGUGGCAUGAUGACACAUUUCUAGUUUCAAUUGUAAAACAUCCAAUAUGCACUUAAUCCAUUAUUUAGAUAUUAUAAUUAAACACGUUUGACAUUUUUAAAGAAUUAAAAAGAAGGAUUUCUGAGGCAUGAUGUGCCAGAGUUUUCAAGAGUGUAAAUGCAUCACUCAACAACUAUCUGACACAACUAUUAUCAUUUCAUUAUAAAAUUUGUUAUAUUUGCAUUAUAAUAUAAAAAAUGCAUUACUAAAUGUCAAGAUCUCAGUUUAUAAAGUAUUGUUAGGAAACAGAAAGAAAAACUUAAAAAAAAAGAUUUGUAUGUUUCUUUAUUGUUUCAACAUCAUUUACCUGUAUAUUGUUAAAAACUUAUAUUUUGAGUGUUGGCUAGAAUUCUUGAUACUGUGCAUACAUGUAUUCAUUGUUUUAUAUUAAUAUACGUUGUACAUGGAAGGAAAAUGAUCUGAUAUUUUGUACUUGUAGCUUUAGUUAAUGUCCAGGUAUCUUUUUUUCUCCAAUGAGAAAUCUCUUGCAGGGAUACAUGUAAGUCAAUAAGUGUUUCAAAUAAGUAACUAAGCCAAUUAAAAAGUUAAAGAUUAUAUAAAACAUUUAGAAUGUUUUUCAUGGAAAAAAGCAACCAAAAAUUAACAACAGUUGCCGGACAUACUCUUCAGAGUAUCAAGCCAGUGAUUAAGACUAGAUUUUUUGAGAAAACUACAUCAGUUGGGUGUAGAAUAGAUGUCGCCAAUAAUUUGCAUGUAUAUGGGAAAUUUUCACAAGAAAUAGUAUAAGAAUAAAUCGCUAACAAAAUGUCAUUUCUAUAUUUAGAAAACAUAAUUACUAAUGAUUGAACAUGCUUCCUGUUUUGAAUUUUUCUAUUUCUAGGUCACAACAUCUGAAUCGGAUACAAUUUGUUUACCCACUGUGAUACUAUUGUCUACAUUUAAAAUAAAUUAUGGUGUGAUUUUCAUUACUUAUAACCUAAGUUUUGUUUAUACCUCUUAGUUUGUUUGAUGCAUUGUAUGUUGGAAUUUAAGAAACUUGUUAAGCAUCCAUGUUGAAUUGUGUUGAAUUCAGGUAAAUAAGUCUUGGGGAAAGUGAAAGACAGCCAAUUGAUAAGUGAAAUUUGACUUAUAUUAGGGUUUUUUAUACUGCAUGUACAAACACCACUUCUGUUUAAAAUUGCUACCAAAUUUUUUAAAGAAAAAAGUCUAUAAUGUCUUUUAUUUUCUUUUUAUUUGUAAUUAAAUUUCAGAAAAUUUGCAUUUGCAAAAUAUGAAAAUAUAUAAGUAUUUGAUGCAGGUUUUAUUAGAUAUGACAUUUGAUGUUGAAUUGAUGUUUUGCACAGUUGUGUUUGUAGGCUACAGACAAAUCAUGAUGUAGCAUUCAGGUUGUUUUAUUUUGUUGUUUUCUUUUUAAUUAGUUACACUUUUGUUCUGCCAUUCAAGUUUUUUUACUGGAACAUCCCAUCUCACCAGGCCAAACACCACUAUAAUUUGGUUAGGGCAAUGACCACUACAUUAUUUGUUAAAUUUCAUGCUAAUAAUGUUACAUAAUUAUUUUCAAAAGUUGUUGAAUUACAAUUAAUUCUUAUUAUUGUAAUUUUUUGAUCGGUAUUAUUGUAAUUAUCAUCAUCCAACAUUACUGAUGAUGGUAAUAACAAUUUACUAGAUAUUAAAUGUUAUUUUCUCUAAAGAGUGACUACUUCACAUGACUGCUCAUAUUUACUGUGGUUUACUGAUUUAAUUAGAAAUUUAUCAAUGUAUAAUUUUGCAGGAUAACACACAUAUAAAGUUUCUAACAUGUGGUAAAUUAAAUUCUGAUAUAUGUACAUAUAUAUGCAUUAGUAAAUGAUCACAACAAAUAGCUAUGUGAUUUAUUAUUAAGUGUUAUAGUUAUAUUUGCAUUGUUUAUGAUUAAGAGCCUCUACUAACCUUGUACAAGGAACUAAGCAUAUUUAUUCAUGUUAACAGGAAAUGUGUGUAACUUGUCUUGACAGAAUACCUACUUACUAGAAAAUAAAAUCAUGAGUAAAUACUUGGAUAAAUUACAGUAUUGCAAUAAUAGAUUUAAGGAAGUUAUUUAUUGUUAAUCUUUUAUCUGGUGAAUUUAUUAAAUGGAUUUGUCCAACUUCCAUUUUGGCACAGUCCAUUAUCAAAUUUGAGGAUAUUAAGAUGAAAAUAAUAAGUUGCUAAGCCACCAGUAUAAACCUUGAUCAGACUGUCCUGAUAUGCAGGCUGGUCUGGCUCUAUACUGGUGGCAAUUUAGGCUCCUCACUUUCUGUUCCAGCAGUGGAAGAGUUAAAAAUUAAUAUGUGCUUUGCUAAAUUUGUAUAAAUGAGUUUGUCCUGCUUUUAACUUUAAAACAGUUCAUUGUCACUAUGAAGGAUUUUCAUAUCAAAAUUCUAAAAUUGAGUGCAAAAGAAUUUAUAGAACCUGGGUCCCAGGUUAUAUAGACAUAUUCCAAGCUUAAACUCAGAUCUUGGGUAUAUAUGAUUGGUUAGAAACUGGCACAGAAUGUGCACUGACCAAUGAAAAUCCAGAGAUCCUCGACGAAUCUCAGAAAGAGAUUACAUGUAUAACUUUAAGGACGGAACAGAUUUGCAAGCUAACCUGGCUGUAUGUUGAUGGGGCAGGGUGGUGAUUAUUGCCCCUAGCAAUAAAGGGAUUAUCACGUUGUUAACAGAUCAAGCAAACUGUGAUAUUGAAAUUAAUAACACAAAAUAAAUUACAAAGUUUUGUAAUGGGAUUGAAAAUUGUAUGUUACAAGAACAGGGAACAAAUUACAGGAAAAUCAAACUUUUUUCAUGAAAAAAUACAUAACCUUACAGAUGUUUGUUAUUGAAGUUUGUCUGCUUUCUUUAUAUUACACGGAACAAAAUUGACAAUUUUUUUCAAAACAUUUCUUCUCUGUUUAAUUGUAAUUAAUGGGUAAUGUUUCUAAACCUUAUUAUUAUUCUUAAGUCAGUUUGAAUACAAUUUACGAAACUAAGCUUUUCUUUUUUUUUACCAUGAAGCUGUAUAGUUUAUUUUACAAUAAUUAUUUUAGUUGCUCCCACAUUAAUUAUGCAACUUAAAGCACAACAUUUAGAUCAUGUACUGGAGGAUAUUGAUACUGUGUUUUGAUGUGGAGUUAACAAAACGUUCAACAGUGAAGGCUUAGAAAGGGAUAAAGUAGUUUAUAUAAAUGGAUAUUUAUGUCAUUUUUUUAAUUUUCUAUGCUAAAAUAGUUAAGCAAUUAUUUUCCUUAUAAAGAUGUGUUGUUUUUUUUUGUAUUAUCAGUUUUGUAUUAUUAAAAUUAGAUACUUUUGUUAUAGAAAUUUAUUUCUUGUGUUGCAAAAUAAAACAUUUAAAAUUGA
This is a messenger RNA of Ruditapes philippinarum (Manila clam), 7599 nucleotides long. RefSeq names its product kelch-like protein 24. Lineage: Eukaryota; Metazoa; Mollusca; Bivalvia; Venerida; Veneridae. Bases 283 to 2019 code for a protein of 578 amino acids. The transcript has 3 exons. Gene Ontology annotation, molecular function: protein binding. The record is from RefSeq and is a predicted model, not a curated record.